AUGUUUGAUUUUUCUCCCCUCCUAGACUAUCGCAUGCAGUUGAACAAUUUUCUGCAACAUAGAUUCAGAUCUACACAAGACCUCCGGCUCGAUAGCUCAUCGACCGGUCUCGAGCACGCACUGUGGUGGACCGUGAUCGUAUACUUCCGAGACUGUGAAUAUGGCAGAGGCGAGGGGGCAACCAAAGGGUCUGCCACAGAAAUUGCUUGUCAGAUUGCUCUGCAAGCCCUCAUGCAACCAGGAAUUGGCCAUUGA
Molecule: messenger RNA, 255 nt
Organism: Suillus subaureus
Lineage: Eukaryota; Fungi; Basidiomycota; Agaricomycetes; Boletales; Suillaceae
Exons: 2
Coding region: 1-255 (84 amino acids)
Source: RefSeq, a predicted model, not a curated record